GUGGAGAUGACUUAAUUUGCAAAGCCAGUGAUUUCCACAGGUUGGCCAGAUUUGGUCAUUCUCCACAGCAGGCUAUUUUCCACUCUCCUGUUUUGAUUGCGCAGUAUGACUAUUUGGUGGCAUCUGUGGUCCUAGGAGUAAGGAAAAUGCUGUUGCUCAAUAGGUGACAAAAAAAGCUUUUAUGGGCAGAGCAAUGGCGGCGCCCCAGUGCAGGGGUGAAGGCUUGUUAGCUGCGUUCCUGGCUCCACCUAGGACGAAGCUUAUGCCUUCCAUCCAGGCCCCAGGGACCCUGGGGACAGGCCAGCAGCUGUGAGGAAUGGAGGAAACAAAAUCCUGAAGGAAUUAGAUGAGUAUUAUGAGAAGUUUAAACGGGAGAUGGAUAGCAACCAGAAGAGGAGAGUGUUGCACUGCAUUCAGAGAGCCCUGAUCUGGAGCCAGGAGCUGGGCGACCAACGAGAAGAUCCAGAUUGUGAGGCAGAUGGGGGAGCUGGUGGAGAACAGGGCCAGGCAGGUGGACAGUCACGUGGAACUCUUUGAGGCACACCAACAGGUCAAUGACACCACUGGCCAUAGUGGCAAAGCUGGCCAGGAUAAGUGCAAGAACAAGACAAUCACACAGCGAGAAAAGCCAAAUAAUAAGAGGUCUCGGAGACAGUGCAACAAUGAAAAUCGGGAGAAUGCAGCCAAUAAUCAUAACCAUGAUGAGAUCACCUCAGGAACGCCUAAGGAGAAGAAAGCAAAGGCCUCCAAGAAGAAGAAACACUCCAAGGCCAAAGCAGAGAAGGAAGCAUCCCCUGCAGACCUUGCCAUUGACCCGAAUGAGCUCACCUACUGUCUGUGCAAUCAGGUCUCCUAUGGAGAAAUGACCGGCUGUGGCAAUGACGAGUGCCCCAUCGAGUGGUUCCACUUCUCCUGUGUAGGACUGAAUCAUAAACCAAAGGGCAAGUGGUCCUGUCCCAGAUGUCGAGGGGAGAAUGAGUAAACAAUGGACAAAGCCCUGGAGAAAUCCAAAAAGGAGAGGGCUUAAUAACAGGUAGUUGGUGGACCUUGCUGAACAGGGAGGAGAACUAAGCCAGUGUAUUUAUUACAUUGCCACAUUUGAUGGGGCACAAAGACUGUACAUUGUAUAUUUUUAAAGAAUGUUAGAAAAGGAGCCAUUCCUUUUGUAGGGAUAGCAGUGAUUCUCUGUUUUUUGUUUUCGUUGGUACACAUAUGUAACAAGAAAGUGGUCUGUGGAUCAACAUUUUAGAAACUACAAAUAUAGGUUUGAAUUAAACACUCAAGUGAGUCUCAGACUGAUUGUUUCUUUCUUUUUUUGCUGGGAAAUUGACUUGGA
Molecule: messenger RNA, 1336 nt
Organism: Myotis myotis
Lineage: Eukaryota; Metazoa; Chordata; Mammalia; Chiroptera; Vespertilionidae
Product: inhibitor of growth protein 1-like
Exons: 1
Coding region: 479-982 (167 amino acids)
Biological process (GO): positive regulation of DNA-templated transcription
Cellular component (GO): nucleus
Source: RefSeq, a predicted model, not a curated record